Molecule: messenger RNA, 12775 nt
Organism: Podarcis lilfordi (Lilford's wall lizard)
Lineage: Eukaryota; Metazoa; Chordata; Lepidosauria; Squamata; Lacertidae
Source: the annotation of a GenBank genome assembly
AUGCGUCAGAGCCACAACUCUGAAGACGAGAAACUUCUAUUUGGGGGGUGCGGUGGGGUUGGGGAACCUGGAGCCUUCUGGGGGCUGUUGACCAGCAUGGCCAGUGAUCAGGAAUGCUGGGAGUUGCUACAGUCCAACAACAGCCCCCCCCUUAAAAUAAUGUUUAUUCAUUUUCCAUAAAAAAACCAACCAAUUAUUAACAAAUCAAAUUCCCAACCUUGAAUACAGAAACCUCAAAGGCAAUAAAAUUGUAAAAGCACUGCAUUGAGAUAGUCCCUGUGGGGUUUGUUCUCUGUGUGACCUAAGGAGAUGCAUUCCUUUGGAGAGGGCUUCCGGGUGAACAUCGCCCUAACCUAAGAACAUAAGAACAGCUUGGCUGCUGGAUCAUGGGUGGCCCAUCUAGUCCAGCCUCCUGUUCUCACAGUGGCCAAGCAUCAAUGGGAAACCCACAGGCAAUUCUCUUUUAAAGCCAUCAAGGCUGGUGAGCACCCCUGCCUCCUGUGGGAGGGAGUUCCAUAGUUCAACGGUGUGCUGUGUGAAGGACUUCCUUUUCUCUGUCCUGAAUCUCCCAGCAUUCAGCUGCAUUGGAUGUCCAUGAGUUCUAGUGUUACAAGAGAAGGAGAGAAACUUUUAUCCAUCCACUGUCUCCACGCCAUAGACACUUCUAUCGCAUUGCUUCUUACUUACCUUUUCUCUAAACUAAAAAGUCCCACACGCUUUUCUUCAUAUCAACCCCUGGAUAUCCACACAGGAAUUUUAUCUGCUGAUCCCAGCUAGACUUAGUGAAGAGUGUAAGAAUCACAUCAUCAUCAUCAUCAUCAUCAUCAUCAUCAUCAUUAAUGUUGCACUUCUGACACCAGUGUUGCAUGUAGCCCAAACUCUGAGUAGCCAGACUCUAGGUGUGCCUGCAUUCACCCAAGGUCCAGUUUCCUUACAAUGAAACCAAAUAGAGACCAUGGUAUCUUUGGGAUAUAUAGUUUUAUUUACAGUACACAUAUACAAUAUAUAACCUGCUCUCAGCGGUAACACCUCAACAGAUCUUUCUUCCAUGUUAGGGUUCCAGGGAAGCCCCAAGCCACAGCUUGGGGUCCAGGAGAGAGCAAGACAGUAUCUCUGUCUCUUCAUAUUCCAGCAUCAGCCCAACUCACACACAAUUCCCCACUUUGUCCUAUUGGUCUCCAUAUUAGGGUGACGGUGGCAUCCAGCCAGGUGGAGUGGGAAAAGCCCACUCAUUUGUCUCUAUGGCAACAGAGCUCACUUGGUUAAGAUGCAAAUGACAAGUACUGUACUUAACUUUCCUGACAAAGAUACACAUAGAUAGAGGAUCACAGAGGCCCAGGGUAUCAUUCAGAUUGACCCCUCUCAUUCUAGCUAAAUGAGGGGUGUGUAUUUGGGUUAAAUGUGGAUCCUGGGUCUGAAAUGGUGGGAGGUGACUGGCCCCCACUGGCAGCAGCUCUCCAGAGUUUCAGGGAGGGAGUCUCUUGCAGCCCUACCUGGCAAUGUCAGAAUUUGAACCUGGUGCCUUCUGCAAUGCAAGGGGGAAGCACCACCACUGAGCUACGCAUCUUCCCCUAAACUUGGGAGAUAUGAGUUCUCUACUGUAUGUAAAAGGAUGGGAUAUGUUCUCGCUAGAAACGUUGCUUAAAGGGGAACCGCCUGGGAGAAGCUUGAGCUAUGAAAGCGGAAGAGAGAUGUUUCAGCCAGCUGGCAGACAGAAUGUCAGGAGCCUCAAAGUUCCGAAGAAGCGUCAAGAUGCAGGAGGCGCAGGAUGGGCCCAGGGCGCAGGUGGGUGGGUUGUCAAGGUAACAGUGACCCACCCUCCUUUGUGACAUCUUAUUUUUCUACUCAGGGUGGGAGUUAGACGCGAGGUAGUUAAUGUGUAUGGGAGAGAAUAGAAGAGGAUAUAUAUAUAUAUACACUAUUUAUACAGUUGCUUGCUUUUAAGAUACCCUGUUCUUUGUUUCCAACCUGCUAACAAAGAUCUUCUACAUCUCUCAAGGUGCCUCCAGGCUAAUGCAUCAGCAACCCACCUGCCACCAAGAUCUGUUCCCCCCGCCCUUGCACUUUUAAGAGCAUAAGGCGAGCCUGUUGGGUCAGGCUAAGUGGCCCACCUGGUCCAGCAUCCUAUUCUCACAGAGGCCAACCAGGUGCCUUAUUGAGAAACCCUAAUCCUCUUUUAGGUACGCGGGUGGUGCUGUGGGUUAAACCACAGAGCCUAGGACUUGCAGAUCAGAAGGUUGGCAGUUCGAAUCCCCGCAACGGGGUGAGCUCCCAUUGCUCGGUCCCUGCUCCUGUCCACCUAGCAGUUCGAAAGCACGUCGAAGUGCAAGUAGAUAAAUAGGUACCACUCCGGCGGGAAGGUAAACGGCAUUUCCGCGCACUGCUCUGGUUCGCCAGAAGCAGCUUAGUCAUGCUGGCCACAUGACCUGGAAGCUGUACGCUGGCUCCCUCGGCCAGUAAAGCGAGAUGAGUGCCGCAAACCCAGAGUAGGCCACGACUGGACCUAAUGGUCAGGGGUCCCUUUACCUAAUCCUCUUUUAAAGCCAGCCACGUUGGUGGCUUUCACUGCCAACUGCGGGAGGGAGUUCCACAGUUUAACCAGGCGUUGCAUAGUGUUUUUCCUUCGCGAGGGCAACUGUCCAGCUCCUUGCAUGGGGCUGUUGGGAAAUGUUUAUACCUACAGUUGUUCCAUUGAAAGAGAAUCAUCGAAGGAGCGCGCUUCAAAGCAGCCGCAAGAGGGCUCUCUCUAGCUUUGCCGGCGACGCCUUUUGCAAAGGUUGCAACCGCUCCCAGCAGAAAUUGCAUUUCCUCCCGCAGCAGCUUCCUGGGGCUGCCCUUAGCCGGGAGUCGGCUUCACUUCCUGCCUGAAACUUACAAGCCCCUAAAACAAGGGAUCGUGCAAUGCACAGGUUGCAACAGCCUUUGCAAGGGGGGAAAAACGGGUCUCCUGUUCCUUUGCAACCUCUGCGUGCAAAUGCAACGCCCGGACGCCGCAGAGCCUUUUGCAACGUAGCGCAAGCAUGUUUCAAUUGCUCAUGAUAGUGAAUUUCUUCCAAGCAGCCAGGCUGAAAAGCCUCUGAAAAGCCUCGCUCCGAUGCUGGCUAGGAGGGCGAACAUGAAGAGCAUCACGAGGGUGGUGGUUUACCUGUCCAAAGAGAACAGCUGCCCGCAGCGCGCCAGGUUCCAGCAGGUAGCGACGAAAACUGUGUGUGGGUCUGUCACUUGCUGUCCUCUGUUGGGAUUUUGUGGAAGGAUCCGGGUGAUUUGCAGGUGGAUGAGGUCCCGCAUCCACACCAGGCAUUUAAAGCAGUGGAUCCUGGGGUGAUCCCUAAAGGCCACGGCAAUGGAUUAAGCCAGGGGUUGUCCAACAUCUGGGUGGUCUCUUGGUUCCAUAAACUCGCCCCCAGUGCCCCCUACCCUAUAAAAAGAACAAAUCAGAAUUGCACUUUGCAGGACUCCCUAAAGAAAAUAAUAGCACAAGAAAAUUCAACACAGUAACAAGUAUUUCCACACUGGUUCAAAAUUUGGUUCAACAACAAAUUCAUCAACAACAACAAAUUUAUUAAAUUUGUGAGGUCCAUGCCUUUACACAAAAUACCAUAAAACAUUAUUAAAAGAUAAACCAAAAAGAUUAUAAAAGUAAGCUAAAAUUCAUGCCAUGUUGUCCCAGCAAGGAAACUACCCAAAACCCCACCAUUCAAGGAAGAAGGUACAGCAACAGGUUAGGAGAGCAAUGGGAGGGACCUCACCGUUUCAUCCAGGAACCAUACCCUAGUUUUCAUAGCCUUCACCACAAAGACCGCUACCACGUGAGAAAUCCGUGGAUCAGCGUCUACCAGUAAAAACUUUACUUGGUCCUCAGAGUUGACUAUUGAUUUAGGAAUAGUUUGUAACAUCGCAUCCCUGAAGGCCGAAUAGAUGGGACAAUACAACAUGUAAUGUAUGAGAUCCUCUUUGGUUCUCAUAUAACAAGGACAUAUCCGCUGCUCUACUGGGAUUUUUGCAUAUCUGCCUGACAGAUAGGCCGUAGGAAUGGUUUGAAAACGGGCCAUAGUAAAGGCUCUCCGAAGAGUGGGGUUGUUGUUGUUAGCUUUGGUUCAACAAAUUGAUGAACUUGAUCCAACAACAGCAGCUUUUUUUAAAAUUAUUAUUAUUAUUAUUAUUAUUUGAAUUUAUAUAUCACCCUAUACCCAGAGAUCUCAGGGUGGUUCACAAAAAAGAUCAACAUAAAAACCACAAUAUAUAUAUAAUCAAAAUAAAAACAACCCCCUCACAAAAAGAGCCACAUUUCAAAAGGGUAUAGGAUGUCAGUCAGGUGAACCAAAGGCCUUUUAAAAGUCUAAUAGUAAUUUACACCCCCGGAACUGCAGCAUUACCUACAGUCUUAAUUGGACACCGCCCCCAGCCAAAAUAAUAUUGCAUACAGUAUUAUGAAAUGGUGACCAGGGUUUUGUUUUGUUUUUUGUCUGCUUCUCCCAGAGCAUCGUUGGCCACUUUUGCACAGGCGACGAAGACAGCUGGAUGGUGAACUGCGCUUUGGACCAGCGCCGGUUCCUGAUUUCUGACAGGGAGUUUGCUGGCUCCAACAGGGUCCUCUUGCAGGUUGGUGGGGGAGAUGGAUGGGGUUUCCAGAACUGAAACACGCUUUUUAAAAUGUUCAGUUCUGCUUCUUUUUUUAAAGAUGCCUUCUUCCAUUUAUUUUCACCCAAGUUGCUACUGUGACCUUUUUUCUUUUUCUUUUUGAAGGAGAGAAUAAAAAUAUAAAACCAAAAAAUUACCUUCUUAUUUGUCUAUCAAUUGCCCAAUGAUGGAAAAGGUAAAGGUAAAGGGACCCCUGACCAUUAGGUCCGGUCGUGACCGACUCUGGGGUUGCGGCGCUCAUCUUGCUUUAUUGGCCGAGGGAGCCUGCGUACAGCUUCCGGGUCAUGUGGCCAGCAUGACUAAGCCGCUUCUGGCGAACCAGAGCAGCACACGGAAACACCGUUUACCUUCCCGCCCGUUUACCUAUUUAUCUACUUGUACUUUGACGUGCUUUCGAACUGCUAGGUUGGCAGGAGCAGGGACUGAGCAACGGGAACUCACCCUGUUGCAGGGAUUCGAACCGCCGACCUUCUGAUCGGCAAGCCCUAGGCUCUGUGGUUUAACCCACAGUGCCACCCGUGAUGGAAAACUUUGUCUCAAUCAACACCUCCCUAUGGUGGAGUAACAUAUGGAAAAUAGCAUUACACCUGUUUUUGCAAAGAAAAAAAAAUUACGGUUGUCUCUUCCACACAUCUCUAGAAAGUUGGGAUAAGUAACAUCCAAUUGGUGUAAUUUAGAGCCUUUUAUUCUUGGUAGUCCUUGUGUCUCUGGUGGUUCCAGUUAUAGGUUUAUGUUUCUGUAUCUCUGGCAAGUCAUCUCUGAUUCCCUCAUUUCUUAUGAUGCUGCUCUCCGCUUACCUGUCACAGGUAUCUAAGGAUAACCAGCUUUUAUCGUUCUUCUUGCAAAUGUAGCAUCCCAAGCUAACCUUUGUUCGGUUUGGUUUAUGUGUUUGUCUCAUGAAGAAAGGAAAAGAUAAAAAAAGAGACCUUCUUCCACAGAGACCGCCUUUCUGCCCCAUCAAACACCUGACGGAGGCGCAAGCUUCUUCCCUCCCAGCAGAGACCCAGGAGCGAGGGGUGGAUGUGGGCGUGGCCAUCCUCCUGCAGUCGGCCAAUCAGAAAGUGUUGCUGACAAGGCGGUCCAAGACUCUGAGCAUCUUCCCCAACAUUUGGGUCCCUCCAGGUGAGAGUUGGAGGUGAGGCAGGGGAAGGGAAUGUGUUUGUGACACCGCAGUUAGAGAAAUUAGAGGUGGAGAAGGGAUGAGGAAAGCUGCCAUGCUCCAAAGGCAGGAGAAUACACAGUCAUCCUACAGCCGGACCCUACAGGUGGUCCACAGGAAGGUUGAGAACACCUGUAUUUCCCCCUGCAGUUUGUAUCCCCACCCCAGGUAACUGGGAUUGAGGCUCUUUAGACUAAGCCUGUAUGCUUGAACAGGCCAGCCAAGGACCUUACCUGGGGCCCCUGAUUUUCAUAAGAAAGUGCUUUGAAUUUUUUUUCUUCUUCUUAAGACCAGCAGUAUAUAAAUUUUACAAAAUUAAUAAAAGAAACAAUACCACAUUGGCUUUGAGUUGGAUCCUGGGGCUGAAGGACCUGACCAUUAGGUCCAGUCGUGGCCGACUCUGGGGUUGCGGCGCUCAUCUUGCUUUAUUGGCCGAGGGAGCCGGCGACAGUUUCCGGGUCAUGUGGCCAGCAUGACUAAGCUGCUUCUGGCGAACCUGAGCAGCGCACGGAAAUGCCGUUUACCUUCCCACCGGAGCGGUACCUAUUUAUCUACUUGCACUUUGACGUGCUUUCGAACUGCUAGGUGGGCAGGAGCAGGGGUAGUAUAUCUUUAUCCCCAUUGUGCAUGCCGGAGGGGCCGUACAUCCUGUGGAAAGCUGCCCCCCCCACGUUUCACCCCCUUUCCUUUGUGUCCAAGAGCUGAGAUGGCAACUCCGAGAAUGAAACGCUGAGCUGAGCGGUGGGCUUAGAGGGGGAUCGAGCCUGUCAGAAAUAAAUUGGCAUGGACCUUUCUUUUCCUUUGCAGGUGGCCACAUCGAACAGGACGAACAGGUAACGAAACAGCUUGCUGUGCUCUGGAAGGAGAGGAAGUACAGAGGCAACCUGUGUCAGGGGAAACCAGGCUGGGAGGAAAUAAGUUUAUUUAUACCAGGGAGGGUCAAUGUGGUUCCUUCUGCAUGUUGCUGGACUACGCCACCCAUCAGCCUGGCCGAGUCAGGGGCUGAUGGGAGUUUAGUCCAGCAGCAUCUUCAUGUUGGCUACUUGCAAUUUAUAGAGAUUUCUGUCCCAUCCUUCUUGUACCUCAGAGUGGCUUCUAUCAAUCUGAAUUUGUGUUUUUCCUUAAAAAAAAAGGGAGUUUCAGGAUCUGCUCCAAACCUGCUUUUUCUGCUCCUGUAGUUGCUGGAUGCUGGGCUGAGGGAACUGGGGGAAGAGACAGGCCUGUGGCUUGAGGACGGGGAGUUUUCCUGGCGCCCGCUGGCCCUGUGGGAGGUAAGAGUCACUCAAGCACCCCAGAAGAGCUGAGGUGAAUUAUGGGGUGCCUAGAAGGGCUGGGAGGGACCGGGGUUCAAAGGCCUGUCCACAUGAGGCAGGGGCAGCCAUGUUAGUUGUGCAUGACUUUGUCCUCUUCAUAUCUAAAAUGCACAAGUGUGAAUUAUUUGCGCACUAUUCGUUGUGCAGAGUCACCCAUGAGAGACUCCUUGGUUUAGCAAUCUGGUUAAGGCUGAGGAGACACCAGUUCUGAUUCCCACUUGGAUGCAGUUUGCCAGGUGACCUUGUCAUCAUUUCUCAAACCUGGCCUACCUCACAGGGUUGUGUUGAGGAUGGAAUUGGGGUGGGGAAGAGCCAUGCCACCCUACUCUCCUUGGGGCUAUUAAUUUUCAAGAAUAGAUAAAAGAGAGUUAUGAAACAUGGCAAUACUUGAGACGUAUUGCUCUAUCUACCGUAUUUUUUGCUCUAUAAGACGCACCAGACCACAAGACGCACCUAGUUUUUGGAGGAGAAAAACAAGAAAACAAAUAUUCUGAAUCUCAGAAGCCAGAACAGCAAGAGGGAUCGCUGCGCAGUGAAAGCAGCAAUCCCUCUUGCUGUUCUGGCUUCUGGGAUAGCUGCGCAGCCUGCAUUUGCACCAUAAGACGCACACACAUUUCCCCUUACAUUUUAGGAGGGAAAAAGUGAGUCUUAUAGAGCAAAAAAUACGGUACCUCAGAAUUGUCUACACUGACUGGCAGCAGUGGCUAUUUGUGGUUUUCGAUGGUAUCUUCCCAGCCCUAACUGGAGAUGCCAUUGGGGUUUGAACUUGGGACAUUCUGCAUGCCAAGCAACUGCUCUGCCCCUUGAGAUAGGGCCCUCCCCCCAGUGUUCAAAGCAGUUCACUUCCAGCCUGCUCUUUACAACACCCCUGUGAGGAGGAGUCGGUCUUCUCACACAGCCUAGGGGUUUCCUCACGGGUGCUGCCUUCUCUCACCCACUGCAGUCUGUGUACCCUCCCAUGCUGAGCAGAGGCCUGCCAAAGCGUCACCAUGUCGUUGUCUACCUCCUUUUGCUUUCCCGCGAGAGUCACCAGCAGCUCCAGGUGAGGUGGUUGGUGCUGUUCAGGGUCACGGGAAGCCUAACCGGGUGUCCAAGCGACCCCCCAGAAGAGAAGAUCAGAAGCACACACACACACCCUCCUGGUUUUAAACUAUGCACAGCAUCCAUAUGUCAAGAAUGCUCAAGUUGUGAUUGCAGGGGGUUGGAAUAGAUGAUCCUUGGUGUCCCUUCCAACUCUACAAUUCUGAUUCGCUCUUAUGGGCAAGCUCUGGUGACUCUGGUUUCUUGGAACUCUAGUUCAGCCUUUUUCCACCCGAGGGCUGAAUUCCCUGAUGGGCAGCCUGCCUAGUUCCUAGAGUGGUUUAACAAUCUAUCUCUCCACAGUGAACUCUGGGAGCUGCAGCUCUAGGAGGGCAUUAAGGGGGUCUCCUAGGAACUCUCAGCACCCUUAACAAACUACAGCUCCCAUAAUUCUUUGGGGCAAUUUAAAGUGGCAUCCAACCAGCCUUUUAACUGAGAAUGGCAAACCCCAGAUAUUUCAUGGGCAAAGAUGGGGGGCAUACUUUUGUACUGGUGAUAACCUUGUUUACACAUCCAGCUUUGCCUACUUAAAAUGAUCCUAACAGGUUUUUUAAAAAGAAAAUGGAAAUUUAUUAGAAUAUUUCAUCUCAGAGUAAACAACAGAGCGUCUUGUGGCAUAAGCUGAGAAGGAUGGGGAAGCUUUUCUGAUCAAUGGGCCAGAUAUCCUGACCCCUGGCAGGCAAAAUUUCACAGGUGGGUGGGGCACAUACCUGCCAAUUGCCCUAUGUCACAGUGACAUCAGGUGAUGCUGCAGUCUAAAGUGAAGCCCUGGUUGUCGGGAUUUCAAAGCACGGUGUGGGGCUGUUUGAAAGCCCUUUUGCAAGGAGACACAGACUGCUUUCAAACCUCUGAAAACCUGUUUGCAAAAGGGCUUUUAAACAGCCCCACACUGCUCUUGGAAUCGCCAGUUUUCUUUUAAAAUAAUAUCCCACCGUACUCGACAUGCCUAGAACAGUUCUGGUUGCUUGGCUGUGCUUACUUUUGUGUCACAUUUCAGGUGAGACUGAAGCCCAAUGAAGCAGAAGUGAGCGCUUACGCCUGGCUGGACGAGCCAGUCUUGGCAUCCAUCGCUGCUACACAGAAUGAGAUUGGGGCCACCAGUACGAUGGCAGGCGAUCUCCCACCAGCUGUCAGGUAUGUGGAUGGUUAGGCGAUGUGGAAAACAGGGGGGGGGAAGCACCCCCUCUCCUUCAGCACCUAGGUCAAAAGUGUGCUGGCAGCCCCUUGGGCAAUGUUUUGGGCUAACUGGGCAUCUUCUUUGCCUCCCCGAACAGCAUCACCGAACUGCAGCACGGCUCAGCCAAGACAGUGGCCAUCCCCACCACAAUGUUCCUCAGCUCCGCUCCGCUACAGGGGGAAGAUGUGGAAAGAGUGAGCACCGGGACAAAGUUUGCCCUGAGGCUCUGGCUGGACACUUUAGCGGUGCAAGCAGAGUGAAAGGAUCAAAACUGGGAAGGAAGAGAAAGAAAGAGGUGGCAAGCCCCAUGGGGUAUGAUCCGGACUCAGCCACUGGAUUUAAUCCUAGUUUUAUGCUGGUGCCAGUUGGCUCUCUCGAUACCACUAAGGUUAAUCAGGCUUCCCUUUUUGGGGGGUGUGGGUGGGGGGAAGGACUGAUCUAAUGGGGGAAUUGUAUUUUCACAUUUUAUUGUUCAGUGACCAAGGAGCAACAAGAGUUUCACUUCUUGCCUGGACUUUCACAGAUGUAGGCACACUCCACAUUAACAGGGGCAGGAAAGCAAAUGAGGGUUUUUAAAAGGUUGGGUGUGGUUUUUUUUAGCAGAACAUGUCAUUGUAGAUACUUAAAAGAGGCAGUCCACUGGACAGCAGGGAAGAAAUAAACAAAUGCAAACGAUAGGGCGCAUCUGAAUUUCACACCAUGAGUUCCAGAAUUUUAUUUCACGCGCUUGUCUGGUUCCUGUUCAAAGGACUAGCACACAUCAGUUCCCUUCGCAUUCAAGAUGACAGAAAAUAACCCGUGGAAGUGGGGUGGAUUUGAAGCCCUGUCUUCUUGCUCAAAAGUCUUACAACUUGUUCACUGUGCCACUGUGGCCCAUGUCCACAAUGGCCGUGCUUUUUAGGAAGGGGCAACACAUCUUUUGUAAUCAACUGUUGCUAUUCUUAUUUUAAAAAUAUUGUUUUGAAAAACCCAACAAAAAAUUAAAAAAAUGGGCGACAUAUGGCUCCACUUUGCUGCUCUGCUCAGCAGAUCGGCAGCCGUAUCCUGUACCAGCCGCGGCUUCCAGCCUGCCUGCCAACUCUACAAUUCAAGGGUAGCCCCGGGUGCAGCACAUUGCAGUAGUCCAGUCAGGACUGCCAACCAGGCUCUCUUGGUCCAGGGACAGCCAUAACAGGUGAACCAGCUGAGGCUGGAGACUGGCACUAAUGAAGUUAGAACUCCAGAACAGUUCUUUUGCCAAGAAUUUAUUUUAUCUAAAAGGUACUUUUUGCAUAUACACAAUGGCUCCAAGCUGAUAAAACAAAGAGAUUCAAUGGACAGAAAAAGGAGACCCAAAAGUGUGAAGCGAAGCAUUCCUCUUUUUUGCUAUUGGGGUGCAGAUGAAAUGUUUUAUGAGGUUAGGGAGAUGAAGCAGGGUGUGUGUUUUGUCUGCAGAAACAUUGUUUUAAAGCAGUUGAUAAUGGCAUUGAAAGAAAAACCAGAACCCCUGACCUUUCUUUGUCCCCAAAUGCUCACUGUUAAUGUACAAAACAUAUAUGCCUGUAGAGCUUGGCGGUUCUUCAUGCGGCUGCCUGGUCUUAACCCCCACUUGAUAAACAGCCGCAAGGCUGCAUGCCGAGGGGGGGGGGUAGGAACCUUGGGGGACACCUGCCCCCAAGUUCCAAGACAGUGUCUUCCUGAAGGCUCCCCACACCCAUCCUUGAAAGACAAAUCAGGUCAUCGCAAAUAGAUGCAUGUGUUGUUGGAAGAUAAAUUUGCAGUAUCGCUUACCAAGAUUUCAUGCUUCGAAGGAGCUGGAAUGUUGGCAAUGCUCAGGAGGAAUGGGGGGGGGGGUGUACCAAGCAUGGAGAUUUGAGGUUGGAAGAGAAGACUGCAGCUGUAAUAUAGGGCAGGAGCUCCCUCCCCGCCCCCAGCUCUUUAUUUCUGGCUUCAAACUUUGCUCAAAGAAUAGCCUCACAUCACGGCGCUUCUCCUCCAAAGGACUAGAGACUUGAGUUUUUGUAUAAACAGAAAUGGAGUUUUCAGGAGACGAAUGCCUAGGGCUGGGUGACAGGAGUCAGCGCGUUUUGCAGUCUAGCGUUAUAGAUUUAUGUCAGCUAGAAAAGUGGCACCCAACCCACCCAGAAGGUGUAAAUCUCUUGGCGUUUGACCGUUCUAAGCAGAUGCCUUGAAAAACAACCCCCUAGAUGGAAAUGACAUGGGGACACCCAAGUCACACACCUAAUGGCACAUAAUGAAGAACAUCAGAAAAGCCUGCUGGAUGAGGCCAGUGGCCCAUCUAGCCCAGCAUCCUGUUCUCAGUGGUGGCCACCCGGAUGCCCAUGGGAAACCUGGAAAGCAGGAUUUGAGCACACAAGUGCCCUCUCCCACCCUGCGGAUUCCAGCACCUGGCAUUCCUGGAGGCAGCAAUGAGCAGCUACUGAUAGCCCUCUCCUCCAUGAAUCUGCCUAAUCUUUUAAAGCCAUGGAGGUUGGUGGCCAUUGCUGCUUCCUGUAGGAGGAAGUUCCACCGUUUCAACUCUUCAUUACCUUUCCGAUUCAAAAUAUCCCCCCACUUCUACAGCCGCAGAUCACCAAUGCAGAUUAAUACUGCCUGCCCACCAAAGGAUGCUCUGAAGAAACGGUGUAGUGUAUUUGCAUCCAUGCAAGCAUCCUCUAAAAUGUUAGUGAAAUGAUAUAUUGGGAUCGGGUGAGGAAACUAAUCUGUGUUAAAGCAAAGGUUGGAUGACCUCCAAGGCACCAACCCUUACGCUGUAGUCUGGCAGACAGAAGUGCUGCUGAAACGUAAGACAUUCCCUACAGUGGGAACUUCCAACAAACUCAAAUUUGGAUGGCCGUGAAGUACCGUAUUUUUUGCUCUAUAAGACUUACUUUUUCCCUCCUAAAAAGUAAGGGGAAAUGUGUGUGCGUCUUAUGGAGCGAAUGCAGGCUAUACAGCUAUCCCAGAAGCCAGAACAGCAAGAGGGAUUGCUGCUUUCACUGCGCAGCGAUCCCUCUUGCUGUUUUGGCUUCUGAGAUUCAGAAUUUUUUUUCUUGUUUUCCUCCUCCAAAAACUAGGUGCGUCUUGUGAUCUGGUGCGUCUUAUAGAGCGAAAAAUACGGUAUGCGGAUUUUAUGUGUUGCUACUUGGAAGUGAAGCAUUUCAAGGCAGCUUUGGCCCAGUGAUGCUAGGAAGUUUGCGGGCUGUUUAAUUCUGACUUCCACCUCACUUUGCCAGCUGAUCCUUUUGGCUGGAGAGGCGGGGUUUGCGCCUUCUGCAUGUAAUGGAAGGGCUCUGCCACUCAACUAUGGUCCCAACGCAGGGAGCAAAUGUCUCCUAUUACCUUCCCAUUCAGGAACCCCAGAUAAGCUUCCAAGGAAGCCCAGGAUUCAUCAAAACCUCUUUCUUGUUCCAAACUCAGAUUUAA